AGAUGAAGUCAUGUACCCUUGCAGUAUCUGGGGCCCUACCUGCGAUGGACUGGAUCGCAUUGUUGAGCAGUGUUUCCUGCCUGAUCUGCAGGUGGGCGACUGGCUGGUCUUUGAAAACAUGGGUGCCUACACCGUAGCUGCCUCCUCCACCUUCAAUGGAUUCCAAAGACCUGACAUUCACUACGUCAUGUCCCGUCCUUCCUGGCAACAUGUGCAGCAGAUUAAUCUCCAGGGAAUGCCAGCUCCUGUGGAAGAGUCUCGCCUGUUGGAAGUGACAGCAUGCUGUGGCCAAGAGAGCAGCUUGGAGAUGCGCACCAAGCCUUGUCAGGCCCGUGUGCUUUAAAUGCCGAGUAAUGUCGCGUCACUAAUUUUCAAUUUGGAGAAUGUUCUCUUUGGGGAGAUUUUUUUCCUUCCUUUUGAUCCCAAUGUAUGAACAUUUAAGGCCAGUUACUUGACAGGAGGAGUGGGGGGGGGGCAUGUUGCUGCUCAAAAUGUCUGUGUUCUGUAUGGAAGCUGGAGAUGGAUGCUUUAAAUUAAUUGAAGCUAAAUCCCACCCCAAGUGUCUCUGUGGGUUCUAGGCAGAGUGUGCAGGGCACUUCUACUUGAGUUUAAUGUAACAACUGUACUAGACUGAACCUGUAUUUGCUGAAUUGGAAAAGCAAAAGUAAAGUGUUACUUUGCUGAAUAAACCAGAAAACCACUUUACUGAA
Messenger RNA from Solea solea (common sole), 710 nucleotides. Its product is annotated as ornithine decarboxylase-like. NCBI's taxonomy places the organism in Eukaryota, Metazoa, Chordata, Actinopteri, Pleuronectiformes, Soleidae. The record is from RefSeq and is a predicted model, not a curated record. Gene Ontology annotation, cellular component: cytoplasm. The transcript has 2 exons. Gene Ontology annotation, molecular function: ornithine decarboxylase activity. The coding region runs from base 11 to 343 and encodes 110 amino acids.